AUGACGCCCGACGAAAAAGGUGUUCAGAUUCUCCACUAUAUAUGGCCAAACCUGUCAGAACAAGAGCUGUCUGUUAAUGCUGCGGAUUACGCCAGGAUACGGGAAUACCUGUCGGGCAAGGGCAGAGCCCUAGAUGCCCCUUCGAGCACUCUGAGUCCGCUGUCGCUGGACGACGUACUCGGCGUAAUCGACGACAUUCGGCGUCUAAGUGCUGCCUCCAGGAGAUGGGAGGUUGUCCAAGUCGUCGGCGAGAAACUCCAACACAAAAAUCUCACCCUUCCUGUGGUGUCAAAGGCGGUAGACUUGGCGGUGAGCCUGUGGUUGACUGUCACCGUCCGAUCAACCGCCGAUCUGCUCCAUGCCAACUUCCCAAUGCUCGGAUGGGCCGACGACCAGACUCUUGAGGCCGUGCUGCAAUCCGCAUUUCAAUCGCCUAAAGAAGAAACGCCCAAGACGGUAGCCACCACUGUCGAGAUUAAAGGCGACUUGACGAUGACAAACCUAGUCACCAACUUCGGCUUCAGUAUACGCUGGACCCACAACCUCAUUGAACACCUCUCAAUCGACUGGGUAGGAAGGGUCAUCACCGUCUACGAACACAAGAUUUGCCUGUGGAACCAUCUCCGGUUCAAAGAUUCACCUCUGCCUCCCCACAUCCUCGAGGAAGCCAUCGACACCCUAAAUCUGCUCUUCCCGUUUGGGGAUACCGCCACAGAGACUUUUCUCAGAAAACAUGGCCGCACCUUCUACGGCCUCGGCUAUUUUGGACGGCGGAGGACUCUCAAAAUCGAUGACUAUUCGUACUGGCGCAAGAGGAUCGAGGAGCUCCAGAAGGUUCUCGAUGGAACACCGAGCGGACUGCAGCAGCUCGCGCUGGACAAGAACCGCAGCAAUGUGCUUGCGUUUACCACCUUUUGGAUAGCCACCGUCGUUGGGGUCCUGGCGGUUAUGGGCUUGGCUGCCGGGGUCGCGUCUACGGUGUACGCCAAGAAGCAAUACGACCUUGCCCUACUACAGUAUGCGUUGUCACUUGCUCAGGCCUGUGCUGCACCGGGGGCAGCAGAGCAACUGCCAGAGUUUUGUUCAUAA
Dichotomopilus funicola is the source of this 1089-nucleotide messenger RNA. RefSeq lists its product as uncharacterized. The record is from RefSeq and is a predicted model, not a curated record. Lineage: Eukaryota; Fungi; Ascomycota; Sordariomycetes; Sordariales; Chaetomiaceae. The transcript has a single exon. The coding region runs from base 1 to 1089 and encodes 362 amino acids.